AUGUUCAGGGCCCUGUCAUUCGUGAUCUUCUUUGCGCCGUAUGCGAUCGGCGACCCAACUGACUGGGUAAACGUGGAUUACGUUGUUGCGAGGAGCAAGUCGACUGGACGCAUCUCUUCUACUGCCGAUGCGGAGGCUACUAUCGUUCGAAAUGCGGAGAGCACUGCAAAAGAGGGUCCCUGGUGUGAGUAUGCCUCUGUUCCCGUUUUAAGAACCGUACUGACGGUCUCAGCUAUCCUGAAUUCCCCUAAUAUUCUUCCUCCAAGCAAAGAUCCUCACGACUAUUUGAGUUGGGCUCCAUAUCAUUGGCCCGAUUGUAACUGGUGCACCCAAGCUGGUCGGACACACCUGGUCCACACCGUCAAUGGGUCGAGCAGUGGGACCGUUGGAAACAGCGAUAACGGUACAGCUGACCUGUAUUGCCCGAAUUCUCUCGAUUACGUGGGUCAACAAGUGCAGUCUAUCUUGGUCAUCCCAGCAAGGCAGAUAUACGAAGCAGACGCUGCUCCAACGUCGAUCUUGAUGCCAGAGUCCUCUCUUACGAGUGGCCUCCCCAAUGAACCGACAGUGCAUCCCCCAGAAAUCCCAACGACAAUACACCCCACAUUACCAACGGCAAAACCAGCAACUUCCUCAACUUCUGACGGCCGGACGCACGGGCCGGCUCAAGCAGCUGCAAGGACAACUCAACAUUCCUGUACCCCAUCUCCUACGAAGUCAUUGGCUCCGACUUGGACAACGUGUCCAUAUGUUACUCGAGACGGUCAAGUGAAUCCCGAUGUCAGAACCCUGCGUGGACCCGGCGCGAUCAACGACGCAGCACAGAGCAUCCUGUCUAACGCUCUGGCCUUCGCCCUGAAAAGAAGUUCGACGUAUUCGCAAAACGUUGCGAAAUUCAUCGACACCUUUUUCUUAUCGACCGCAACAAAGAUGAACCCAAAUGUCAAUUUCGGUCAAAUAGUGCGGGGCCCAGGUGAAGCAGGCCAUACGGGUACGUUUACGGGGAUUCUAGACCUUCGAGGAAUGGUCAAGAUAGCGAACGGGAUCACUGUUCUGAAGGCGCUCGGUAGUUCUGAUUGGACGAAGACCAGGGAUCAGGCGAUGGAGUCUUGGAUCUCCCAGUACAGCGACUGGCUGCUCAACAGUAGCAUCGGGAAAAUGACUGCGUCGCGGCCCAACAACCAUGCAACUUUCUACGUCGCGCAGGUAGCGGCUGUGAAAAUAUUGGCGGGGGAUAAGAAUAAGGCCACUAUGUUGCUGCAGGGGUUUUUCAAGGGCCAGUUCCUUGAUCAAAUCGCUGCCUCGGGGGAGCAGCCAUUUGAAGCAGUAAGAACACGUCCGUGGCACUAUCGAUGCUUCAACCUUGAAGCCCUGAUUACAAACGCGAAGUUGGGCGACCAGCUCGGCAUCGACCUUUGGUCUUCAAAGUCCAAAUACGGAGCGACGAUUCAGAAAGCCCUCGAUUUUCUUCUAACCGUGGACCCGAAGGAUGAGGACGUUGACGAGGUAUUUCCACACGUCGCCGCAAUCGCCGCGGCGUACGGAGAUCCCAAAGGUACCUAUGCGGCUUAUUUGAAGAAAAAGGCCACCAGUUACCAGAGCAAGUCGUAUUGGUUUUAUGACCAGGCAAACGCCCUUCCGCAUUCUCCUGCGUCAAAGAAUCGAGCGAGGUCUGUGAUAUGGAAGAGAGAGGACACCGUGACGGCCGUCAACGCUUCAACACCUAUUACACCAAAGGUGCCCUGGGAAUGCCCAGCGGUUUUCCAGGGUGUGACCAGGGUGGAAAUCGAUAACGGCGUUUAUGUCACUUGCGACCAGUUGCGACCGCUCUACUUACCAGAAGACAACGAGACAAGAGGCGUUGUAGAGUCUCUUGUAGAGCUAGAUUAG
Molecule: messenger RNA, 1890 nt
Organism: Cyclocybe aegerita
Lineage: Eukaryota; Fungi; Basidiomycota; Agaricomycetes; Agaricales; Hemipholiotaceae
Source: the annotation of a GenBank genome assembly